Grammomys surdaster is the source of this 2442-nucleotide messenger RNA. RefSeq names its product EF-hand domain family member B (gene Efhb). The record is from RefSeq and is a predicted model, not a curated record. Gene Ontology annotation, molecular function: calcium ion binding. Bases 1 to 2442 code for a protein of 813 amino acids. The transcript has 12 exons. NCBI's taxonomy places the organism in Eukaryota, Metazoa, Chordata, Mammalia, Rodentia, Muridae.
AUGUGUUCUUUUGUGAGAGUGGAGUCCCCCAAACCUUUGCAAACUUCAGCUUCUCCGUUAGAGAUGAGUUCCCUGAGAAGGACGAGAGCACCUGAAAUCUCGGAACUUGGACUCACCCCAGAACAAAAGGGCGAUAUAAGAGACAGGGUACUUAAGGGGUCAAAAUCUCCCACGGAGCUGGAGUUUCAAAUGAGACUAGAACAAGAUCGAAGAUGGAGGGAGAGGAUGGUAUCAUCAGAAGCAAAAUCGUCACCUUGCCAUGCUCUUGGAUUAGGACUAGAAAGACAUGCUAUUUCUGGCACGCCCACAGAGAUGGGUAAUUUAGGACUCCACAAGGGCUCUGCUUUCCAGGGAUCAAAACCUCUGGGUAUGUUACCAGGAAGAGUGGGACCAGAAAACAAGGGACUUCCACCUUGCCUUCGCUACGGAGAGACACUACACCCUCCUUUGGGCACAGUACAUGCAAGUCCACAGGCCUCAGGGAGCACGAGGAGGCCUCUAGCCUGUGGUUCUGCCUGGACGGAUGCCGUAGUGGAAAAGCAGCCUACUGUAGGCUCAGAACUAAGAAAAGAACUGGAAAAAGAGCCCACCUGUGUCGUGGUGAACCCCUACACAGAGACGCCCCCUAAGGAGGUAGACAUUGGGUUGCCACAAACCGAGGAAUCAGAUGAAGCCAAGAAUACAGAGCCUCUAAUAGGUUUAGUAAGAGAAUCUUCUGAAUGUCCAUUUGCUCAACAACUGGAAGAGAAAAAGGAGCCCGCCAGCACCGAACCGGGAGUGGAGCCUCCAGGGAACAUCAGACCUAUAUAUUCAGGGAAAUUCUUUGAUCGGAUGCCUUGCUGGCCAAGUGCUGGAAAAGUUAAACCAGUUGGAUACAGAGUUUCAACCUGUUUGACUGAAAAGCUUCCCAGGCUUAUGACUCCCCCAGAGGCAAAGAAGUAUUUCAACUUCAGAUAUCCUCCUGCUGGAGCAGAAAGAGUAUUUUAUGGCAGAGCAAAAGAUCCCCAAAUCGCACCUUAUUUGACACAUGGAUUAAGAUCUAAAAUCGCAAUUCCGGUGAGCUCAUUGAUAAAUCCACAGCCCAUCACCGCGUUUCAACAGAAAAUAAAAGACAAAAAAGAGUCUAUAUAUUUUAGCCAUCAACGAGCACCAUUGGGAAAAUCUCAUGAUCAAACACCAGGAUUGCCUAAAGGAAUGGAUGUGAUCAACACAACAUUAGGGACACCGACUAUCAGAGAACUGUCUGUUCGUGAAACUGUGAAUCCAUCAAAAUCCUUCGAAGAUGUGUUUAAAGAAGGACAGGAAGGACACGAUUUGUACACUGUCUCUCACAAUGAUUAUUUUGCAGGAGAAGCAAAGAACCGAAAGUAUAACCCAGCAAGUUUCCAUAGGUUUAACUUGUACGGAGUCCCGACGCCUCACUGUAAUGAUGGGCGCACCAUGGCUAAAGCUUUACAUUGGCUCCAUGAACUACAAAUCCAACACCUGAAUAAUGAUUAUUCUACAAAAAGAGCUGGCGAUCUCAUCCAUCACAGAGGCCCCGAUGAAUAUCUUCGUGGGAAGGACCGCCAGAGAGCCCUGGUUGCAGCUGCCCGCCACCACUUGAAGAAAUUUAAUCACCAGCACUUUGACACUUUGCUGCUAGCUUUCAGGCACUAUGACAAGAAGGGAGAUGGGGUGAUUGACAGAGCAGAACUGCAUGAAGCUUGUGUCCAGGCCAACCUGCAUCUAGACAAGAUGCUCCUGGACCAUCUGUUUGACUACUGUGACGUGGAUCAGGAUGGCUUGAUUAACUACCUGGAAUUUGCCAAUUUCCUUAACUGGAAAGACAGAAUACCUCUCACUGAGUAUGAGAAGAGGGUCAUCAUUAAAGGUAAAAAACCAGACUGUGAAAAUGUUACUGAGACUAGCAUGGGAGAAGUUGAACCAACUCUUCUGAUAAAUCCUGAAGACAUUGUCCCCAAAGAACCAGGAAGUUCAGAAGAGACCCUCCGGACAAUCCUGAGACCAGGUGACAAAGUUUCUGACAAGUAUAAGACAACUUCUUCUGAGAUCAACGCUGUUGUUGGAGCUGUUCCUUCUAUAUGUUACCCCAUCUACGGUGUUCCAACCAUUCGAUCUGACAUCCCUGCCCCCCGGAUUCGUCGAGUCAGUGACAUGAAUAACUACGGUGAAGACGGCAAUGCUUACUCCUUGCUGCACCCCUCCAUCUUCUCCCAGAAAGGUGUAUUCGAGAGAGACUUCUUCAAGACCAGGUCAAAGGAAGAGAUUUCAGAUAUAUUAACUAACAUUGGAGUCAAGCUUUCUGAAGAAGAAUUUGAAAAUGUAUGGAAUCUUGCCUCAAAAAAACACCAGCGAGGAGAAGUGUGUGUUGAAACCAUCAGGAACGUUCUAGAUGAGCUACUGCAUGCGGACCUCUUCAAGUGUAAAACGGCCAUGUGA